UGUUAUUUUGAUCAUUAGAGUGGAAACAUUCCAGAAGCAACGACAACGACAAUCUAUUGACUAUUUUAGGGAACCUUGAGGUCAGAAGACUUGUGUUUGUCAGCCGUUUGUUUGCAUCAUCAUCAUGGGUCACUUGUUUUCGUCCGAGGCAGUAAACAUGGAGGGCAAAGAGGCAACUUUUAUCAAAGGUAUCACACAUGAUAAAUGUGUAGUAGUCUUCUCCAAGACUCACUGCCCAUUUUGCCACAAAGUCAAGACAAUCUUUGAGGACUUCGGCGCCAACUACGAAGUGGUGGAGAUGGAUAAACGUUCCGAUACGAGUGCAAUGCAAGCUGUACUUGGAAAGAUGACAGGUGCUUCCACGGUUCCGCGAGUAUUCAUCCAGGGCAAAUGUGUAGGCGGUUACGACGACACCAAGAGACUACAGGACUCGGGCCGUCUAGAAGAGAUGCUACGGGAUUGUAACGCCAUAGAGUAACGCUGCCGCUGAAUACCAUCCACUGGCCGUUCAGGGUUUAGCGCUUAUGAGUGAAGAUUGGGAUGUUCGGUCGUUGGAAUACAACAGUAAUGGCCUUGGAUACAGCAUCGCAAAA
This is a messenger RNA of Strongylocentrotus purpuratus (purple sea urchin), 593 nucleotides long. RefSeq names its product glutaredoxin. The transcript is spliced from 3 exons. The record is from RefSeq and is a predicted model, not a curated record. Lineage: Eukaryota; Metazoa; Echinodermata; Echinoidea; Camarodonta; Strongylocentrotidae. Bases 125 to 478 code for a protein of 117 amino acids.